This is a messenger RNA of Cylicocyclus nassatus, 1305 nucleotides long. The record is from the annotation of a GenBank genome assembly. Lineage: Eukaryota; Metazoa; Nematoda; Chromadorea; Rhabditida; Strongylidae.
GUCAAAUAUCGCUCUCAUUUUUUACUCCCUGGUGUCCCCAUCAAAUCAAAUGAUCACCGACUUCCAAUUUAUAGGAUGCUAACAGCAACGGCUGAUGCGAAGCCGAUCGCUCAGGCAGAGGUCACAAAGGAUACUAAGGAAACGAAGUCUGCAGCGAAUGGUGACGCAAAAGAUUCUGAGAAUCGUGGAGAAAGUGAUGGUGAUGAGAAGGACCCCAAUCUGACUAUGGGGCAGUAUCCAUGUACAGCCGAUGACCACUUUGAGCUACGUCUUAUCGAUGCGGUUGAGAAAAAUCCGUGUAUAUUCAAUAGAUGUCAUCCACUUCAUAAAAUGUCCGACUACAAAAGUCACGUGUGGAACCAAGUUGCACAGCAGCUGUCAUUUUCAGGGCCAGGAGUUGAGUUGGAACGAAAGUGGCGCCAUAUGCGCGAUCGUUAUGUUCGACUUCGAAAAAUUGAUAAAACUAGUACUCCUCUCAAGAAGGGAGACAAAUGGUACUACUACUACAAGAAAAUGUCGUUCCUGGAUCCCUACAUCGAACAUAGAAAUAGGAGGAAGAGAGGUGAUCUAAUGGCAAGUUUGAUGAAACUGGGAGGAAAUGCCGAAGGUUUGUAUGAUCAUCAAAUAACCGAGAGAAAUGACGAAGAAGAAGGAAGUGAUUCUGCCGAGGGUGAAAUUGAGGACAGAUGCGAUCCGCUGAAAGAAUUCUAUGCAACAUUUGCAGAACAAAGCAUGGCUAUGCCUUUACCAGUAGAUGUUGAGCAUUUCGAUAAACAAUCACAGUCUUCGAGUUCGGGUGCGAAGAAGAGAAAGUUGGAUGAGAAUCACGAGGAUGACCUUGGCGAAACCGAGGUUUCGCUUUUUGUGCGUUCGAUCGAAAAAUCGCUUACCAGCAUGGAUGCACGUACAUUCGCAUUAGCUCGAUUGGAAAUAUCACGGGUUUUGUUCGACUGUCAGUAUGGUGAACCGAAGACUGUCUGAUGAAAUGAUCUCAUUUGAAAGUAUUGUGAUCUCACGUGUUUAUUUAGCGCUUUAUAGUCCACUAGUAUUUGACCUCUUGCCUAAUCUCUAGCUCUGUGUAGUAUCCCGUAGUUGUGUUGUACCGGUUCGGUAAGAACAUUUGUUUACUUUUCAGGUGACUUUGCUUUGUAACUUUUGUCCCGAGUUAUCAGGAAAUGGUUUUAGACCAUGACAACAACGAUGUAGAUCUAGUUUGCUUUCUACGGUUUUAUUCUCUCAUAUAAGUCGUGUCCAGUCUCUAGUCUCUGAUGUUACUCCAAAUACUGAUAAAUCUAGUUUGGUUAC